Molecule: messenger RNA, 8983 nt
Organism: Pomacea canaliculata
Lineage: Eukaryota; Metazoa; Mollusca; Gastropoda; Architaenioglossa; Ampullariidae
Product: glypican-6-like
Biological process (GO): regulation of protein localization to membrane; cell migration; regulation of signal transduction
Cellular component (GO): plasma membrane; synapse; extracellular region
Source: RefSeq, a predicted model, not a curated record
CUCUUGUUUCUUAAUCACAUCGUGGAUUAUGUAUCUUUAACUUACUGUCAGAAUUGUUACUGUUUAAUAUAUUUUAGUUUUUGAGAGUGGGAAUUGUUUGAAGUAGUUGAUAAUCGCGGAGAAGACUAUUGGAGGGAGGUGAGCCUACUCGCCGACUGAGGGUAUUGUUUCAGUCAGUGCCGUGGGCAUUGUAGAGGAAGCUGCUUCAAAGUUGGCAAGCCGCAUGUGGGGAAAGAAACGUUCAAGGAGAUUCUAGUGUUUUUGAGUGCUGUCGACCAUGCUUUGCCAUCCAAAUCUUUCUGUGUGUCGGUGACGAUGGUAGCUUCACAUUGUGAGCACGACUGCACUGGAGCUUACGUCUGAAACGGCGUGUGUGUGUUUGUGUGUAUGUGCAUAGCGGAAGGAGGGUAGACUAGCGAGGCUAGAAGAGUGGAAAAAAUGGCCGCCUUUCUUCGUCUGUCAGUCACAAACUGUUUCAAAGCGGCUGUUUUGUGGCUUUUCCUCUCAUGGGGACACUGUUUGGAAAUGACUUGUAUUGAAGUGAAAAAAUCAUACGUUGCCAAAGGAUUGGACGAGUCCGAAGUUCCUUUCUAUGCUGCUCACGGUGAUGAUUUGGAAAUAUGCCCUCCUGGUCAGACUUGCUGCACACGAACAAUGGAGACAAAGCUUAUUUCAUUAAGUAGCAAGGAACAUGAAAAGCAAAUUGAAAAUGCUUUCAAACUUCUGCGCACAACAUUCGCUUCAAGAACGAAAAAAUUUGACCAAUUUUUCACAGAAUUAUUGGACAAUGCAAGAAGAGACUUGCAUGAAAUGUUUGUGAAGACAUAUGGAUUGUUAUACCAGCAAAACUCCGGAAUAUUUGCAGACCUUUUUACAGAACUUAGGGCAUACUACAAAGGCAAGGACAAAAACCUCAUGGAUGUGAUGGAUAACUUCUUCAGUCGAUUACUACAGAAAAUGAUUGAACUCCUGAAUGGACAGUAUGUAUUUGACGAUGAAUACUUGACGUGUGUGACGGAACGCAUGAAUGAUCUGAAACCGUUUGGAGAUGUUCCCAACAAGCUUUCUGUGCAAGUCAAGAGGGCAUUCAUUGCUGCCAGAACAUUUGUACAAGGUUUAGCCAUUGGAAGAGAUGUGGUGCUUACUGUGAUGGAGAUUCCACCGACGGAUGCCUGUGUACGGGGCCUGGUGCGGAUGACGCACUGCCCGAAGUGCCGCGGACUGACCAACACCAAGCCCUGCAACAACUACUGCCUCAACAUCAUGAAGGGCUGUCUGGCACAACACGCUGAGCUCAACGCUGUCUGGAACCAGUAUAUUGAAGCCCUAAAGAACCUGGCGAAACGGCUUGAGGGACCUUUCAACAUCGAGUCGGUGGUGGACCCCAUCGACGUGAAAAUCUCGGACGCCAUCAUGAACCUGCAAGAGAACAGCGCGCAGGUGUCUUCCAAGAUUUUUGCUGGAUGCGGUCAGCCAAGGCUUGCACGGAAGAAGCGAGAGGGUGAGCCAGAGCCGGAGCCUGAGCCUGAGGGUGCCAGCACCUAUGAUUUUAACACGUACAAGUCUCGUGCACGGCCCACCACAGCUGCUGGAACUAGCCUUGACCGUUUGGUCGACAUCAAAGACAAAGUCAAGACUGCCAAGGACUUCUGGGUGCAGCUGCCCUACACAGUUUGCAAUGAUGAUGAAGUGGCAGCAUCACCUGAUAGUGAUGAUGAUUGCUGGAAUGGACAGGACCGAGCAAGGUACAAUCCUGAGGUUCAGAAGGAUGUUAUUAACCAAAUAAACAACCCAGAAGUUGAAGUUGACGUUUCCAAAGCCAACACCAUGUUCACACGACAAAUUGUACAGCUUCGCCUCAUCAUAAGUCGGCUGCAGAAUGCUUACAAUGGUGAAGACGUUGGCUGGAUUGAUACAGAAAUUGAGGGCAUGAGUGGCAGUGGCAGUGGCGACAAUGGCGGUGGCUUUGGCAGCGGAUCUGGCAGUGGCUUCAUAACAGAGGAGAACGAGAAGGGAAUCGUAGACAUAGACAACCCACCAUAUGUCGCAGUGAAGCCAGAGAAACCGGAUAUCAAAAAGCAGGCCAGCCCACGGGAGAGAAGCCGGAAGAAGUGGCAGCCAGCCUCCACCAACAACUGGAGGCAAGCCUGGAAGUGCCGCUUUACACUCUGUCUCCUUCAUGCUGGUUGUAUGCAGUUUGGUAGCCGGGACACUUGCGCACAGGAUACCAUUGUUUUAACAGGGUGACAGUAGCUAGACUUUACGCUGCUCAGUGUCCACAGCAGCUUUGCUAUAAAUUGGCUAAAACGAGUUCUUGAGUCAAAAUGCUGGGAUGAUUUUCGGAAAGGACAUUUCGUGUGGCAUCGUACUUUCAGAGGAAGCAUCAUGUCCAUUGCAUGAAGGGAGGGGGAAUAUCAAUGGUGCAGUGAAUAAUCUGUGAAGGAGGUUCACUAAUGCGGCACAGAUCUGCAGCGUCUUUGUAGACGUUAGAAGAGGUGCACCUUUUCAGCCAUGCAGCCACCUCAGCUGCAAGAUAACUUGCAAACUACAAACCUGACAAAAAGCAAUAUGAUACUUGGACUUAAUGGAUUAUAUUAUAAUCUCCCUCAACUCUUUCUCACUUUGUGCCUCUUUACUAUCACCUUUUGGUGCUGAUCAAGCAUGGACAGAGUAGUGGAGGAAGAUCUUAGGUGCCUGCAGAGGUAGAUAUUAAGUGAGUUCAUCCUCUGAAUGACAAAGUUUUUUUUUUUUUAUUUAAAAAAAAAACACAAAACAAACUGUGGAAUAUUCAGCAUUUGCAAACUGUACUUAGUAAGCCUGAAAUGAUAAAUAUUGCAGACAUACAUUGGCACCCACUGCCUUGUUGAAUCUUUAGAAGGUUCCAGUCUGCAGCCUGUAUUAAUUGAAAUGCUUUAAACACUGGUGUCAAUUUUAAGUCAGUUUUGAGGUUCACGAUAAGCACAUUUUUUAAGACUACUCCUGAAUAAAUUAAAAAAAAAUUGAAUUAACUUGAAAUUGUGGUGGGCAAAAGGACAUUCAAAAUGAUGGAGUAGGCUUGAGGUAGACUUAUCUCCCCUAGUCUGGUGAUACGCAUUUAUCUUUAAAUGAUGAUUUCAAGGAAGCAUAAAUCAGUGCACAUUAUAGAACCAUUUGAGGUGUUGCAUUUAUGCAUAGAUACAUGUAUUUAUGGCUGCAUGUGCGCACAAAUGCAUGCAUAUGCACAUGUAAUUUGCAUAAAGUUACAAUCUCUCAAAGGGUACUGCCAAUUUACUGACUGGUGUUACAGAUCAGAAUGUGGAGCCCAGUAUGUUAAAAAAUGCAUGUUGCACAUACGCAGAUACAAUAUUACUGCAGAUGGGCGCAUAUACAAAUGCAUACCUAGAAACAAUUUACUGCACUAAAAAUAGGCCCUUCCCAGAAAUCAUUCAUAUUGGGAUCUGCAAACAAUGUUUGCAUUUCAGUGCGCAAUUUUGUUUGGAAUGAUACGAUAACAUUCAUUGAGCACAAAUAUUUCAAAAUUUAAAUGACCUAUCAUUAUGUUGAAGUGAUAUUUACUUCAUACACAGAGAGCUUGAAAAUUUAGUUACCAAAAAAAUGAAACUAGGUAAAUUUGUCCCACUUUCCCUCACAUGCGCCUCAGUCUUCUGGUGGAAAAAGGUUGAAACUGUUAUCUUGAACAUCACAAUUGUUUUCACUGAGACAAAACACAUAGUAGUAUUUUAGUUUCAAUUUCUAUGGAGAUGGCAUCUCUGCAACCAGCAUUUUGAGACUAUUUAGAGCACACCACAAGGCUGUUGAACCUUGUGUCUAUGAAAAGAGAUGAGAAGUGAACUUUACAAGAGGUAGAAUCUUUAUUUCUGCUGCAUUUUAAAAUAUUGGUAUUUUGUUCAUGAGUGCACAUUUCAGAACUCUGUACAGCAUUGUCCUUCCUUGUACAAAGACAAAAAUUUCAUGUUCACAAAUAGUGAUUUGUCAUGACCAUUGCGUGAGUAUUUGUCAUGAUGGUUGUGUCAACCUAUUUUUUUCUUAUGUUGCAUUUAGGGGUAACUGCCAGAGUGCCUUUUUUUGCUUCUCGUUAUUUUUUAUUGUAUAUCACUGCUGUGAUCAAAUAAGUUUUAAAGACUUGCAUUAAGCAAAGAAAUAAUCUUGAAAUACUUACUCUGAUAAAUAAAAUCAGAUUGGUUGAAGUAGAAGAAAGAAAAGAGUUUGUAUGAUAACCUCACACAAAAUCCCCAAAGGAUUAUUGGGGGGAAAAUAAUAGUAAAAAGAAAUGAAUAGACAGUCCAUAAAGAUGCUAUAGGAAACGGCUGUUAUAAAGUCUCGGAUGCUACAAAUAACAUGACCAUUACUAGAUCAUAUUAGCGUGUCAGAACUUGCAGACUUUCUGAAAGGCAGCAAGGUUGUUAUACCUUAGUAUUUGUCUUCAGUUGACUGCUGAAUUUUUGCUGUCUACCUCAUACAUAUGUUUGUACCACUGGUAUUCCAGACAAAUGAAAUCCUUUGUACACAUUUCUUUUUAAAGAAUUCUCACAAUUCUAGUAAGUUUCUGUUAAAAUAUCAUGUUCAACCACUUGGGAAUGAAAAAAAAUUCUGCGCAGAAUGUUUUUAAAGUUUGGUGUUAGGCAGUUUUGUGCACAAAUGUUUAAGAAAACACAAAAACCCUUAUAUCUGUUCCCUAUUGCAACUCCGUUUUCUGUUGGACAAUUUUACUUGAUUUCUUUGAACUGAAUCAAGCAUCUUUCUGCGCAAAAUUCAUUUAUUAUUUGUGCUUUUUAUUAAUUUUUUUUCUAUGCUGACCAUACAAUAACAAAUAUUUAAAAUAUUUCUUUAAAUGUUUAUCACCAAGAUGUCUGGCCUGUUAUCUUUUCUGAAGGGUAGCCGUGCAUGCAGUUUAGACAUAGGCAACAGAAUUGAACUGUAAAAAACUUCAGAUUUCAAACAGACAUGUGGACAUAAGUAUAUGCUAAUAGGUUAUUAAAUUUAAAAAAAAAAAGCUAAGAAGUUAAGUUGCAGCCUGGCAUUUACCCCUUUGUGCUCUCCGUUGGUAUGGUUUGUGUUAAGUUUAUACAAAAGUCAAGUGCAUUGUUGCAUAGCUUUCUUCCUAUUGUUUAUUAUUGAUUAUAGUGAUAGCAAGAAAAUAUGCAUUUUAUUUACAGCAGUGGGUUUACCAUGUUCAAGGGGAAUGGGUAGCAGUUUAUCUGUGCCUAGUACUUUGUAGCACAUAUUUUUAAAAAUUAAAUAAGUUUUUGGGAUGAGCAGGGGAAAAGGGGUCUGUUUCAAUCAGGUACUUUUCAAGAUAUACAUUUUAUUUCAACACGGUGCAGGUUGUGGAGAUUUUGUUUAAAAGAUUUUAUAAUAUGUUAAUGUAAGGUCUUCCUGUUGUUAAUAUAGUAAAAUAGAAUCUACAAAAAAUAUAAGAAAAGUGUAAAAAAAAAAAAACCCACCCCAAAACCACAGUUUGGAUGAUCUUUAUAAAUAAAAUUAUCACAGAGGUGUGGAUUGUAUGCGGUAAUAAUAAACCUAAGAUCAUCGGUAAUUUACCUUUGUUGAUGUUUUUAUUUUGUGCCCUUAGUGUCAAGUUGCCCCCAUUUAUUUCAUUGAAACACAUUAAAAAUUAUAACUAUUACUCUUUGUAAGCUCAUUUUGGACAAUCAUUACUGCACUUGAUGACGACUGUCUUGUACCAACUACAACACUUGCAACUUGCACAAAAGAUACACAUGCAUUUUACUGCAUCUUGCAAGAUGCUUUUUAGCUAGACUAAUAUGUCCUCCUUAUCCCCCUCCCACUCUAAGACACUGCAUGCCUGCAGUACAGUUACAGUUAUAAAAGUCUCCAAACUUCCGUAGUUUUUUUUUUCUAUCCUGCACAAUUUUAAGUAAAAAUGGACAGGCAUCAUCAGUGUAUUCAAUAAACUCAAAAGUAUUUUGUUUGUAUGGAUAUACCUUUUGUUGGGGAAAAUGGGAAAAGAGUUGCUAAGGUAUGAAUGGAGAAAUGCAAAUGUGUGUCUACCUCAUGGGUUUUUUUGUAGGCUUUUUUUUUUUGAAAGAAAUUUUUACAUGGUAGACACUUUCCCAGUACAUAGAAAAUGUUUUGCAUGUUGUACUUAAAACGUAAUGGUUCUUGUAUGUUUAAAUACACAUACUCGUAACCUAGUAAAGAAAGGUGGUUUUUCUGUAAAGGUAUGACUGACUUAAUGUUCUCCUAUUUGAAAGUGUACAUGAAAACGGUAAGUCUGGGUCCUCAUGCCAAGAUGCUUUAAGGUUAUUACCUUUGUGAAGCACAAUGUGAGGGUGUGAAUUGCCCCUUUUUAAAUUUACUACAUAUCAUAGAUAAUACUCUUCAUGAACAAGCACUGAUUUUGAUCCAUUAAAAAAAAUGUGAGCAUGCUUUAAAUGAAAAACUUUUUCUUAACAAAAGGAAUGGAUUUUUUCCUCAUACUUAUUUCAAAUCUUGAUGCAAGUAAUACUUAAUUUUUCUCAUUCUCUUUGUUGGUUUAAAAUUAUGCUUUUUAUGGUCAGUUUUAAUGGUCAGUAAGACUGCAUACUGCCUAACUUGAUUAAAAGAAUAAUGAGGAAAAUUCUAAAUCAAACCUCAGAAGAGAAUUAUAGCAUUUGAUUACAGUGGUGAUGCAUAUGGUUUAUGUUUGUGUUUCCCAAAAACGAAAAAAAAACAAAACAACUCAGGGUAUCUUAGUCUUCAUCCAUGUAGGAUGCAAUUUUUUGUUGUUGCUUUUUUUAAAUGUAGGUGUGAAUGGAACUAAAAUAGAAAAGUCUAAUGUCUUUUAUGCAACAGUUUUUAUGGUUGUGUUAUAAUUUCUUUUUUUUUUUAAUUCGAGCAGUUUCAUUUAAUAAAAAAAAAUUUUCAGUUAAUGGUGGAGCAGAAUCUUAAACAAGCUUUUAUCCCUCAGGGAGUUUUCAAUAAAUAAUUUACAAUGGAUUUUGGGGCAUGAAACAAUUACAACAAAGGUUAUGAGGCUAUGAGUUUGACACAGAUUUUUUAAAAAACAUAAUAGCAAUGUUAUUUCGCCAAUAGUUAUCUCUAUUUAUUUGGUGUGUGUUGUUUUAUUUGAUACCAGUUCUGAAAGUAUGAUUUUUAUUUUUUUCAUAUCACCUGACCAGUAGCAGACACAAUAAUGUAUGAUGUGUUUUAGUAUUAUGUAGCCAAUGCUUUAUUAUCAUUUAGUUACUCUGUGCAAUUUGUCUAGGUUACACACAUGAGGCAAGAAAAGAUUGAAGAUGAGUAGAAUCUUGACCAUAUGCAAAAUAACUUUAUUUAGUUUCAUCUCAUAAUGAGAAUCGGAUUAUACUACAUCAUUAUUUCAGAAUUUUUAGAGAAUAGUAAGUAGGGGUUCUUGUUGAGAAGUAAAUAUCCUCUGAAGCUACAAAAUAAUUUCUUAUGCAUUUAUAGUUUGUGUUACAUGUACAUCAGUCCAGAUGCUUGUCUUGUGAAACUAGUAAUGUCUCUUAAAGCCAUGCUUACACUGAAAAAAAUAGAACUAUGCCAUGUACUUGGACAAUAAGAGGGUUUUUCAGUGUAUAUUUGUGAUUUUGAUUAAUGCUGUAUGUUUUACAUCAUAAAAAUGCUGAAAUUAUAUCAAGCUUUUUCUUUAUUUUCUUAAAUGUGAUGCUUAAGUACACUCUUUCUGGCAAUGAUUACAAGGAGAAUGGGAAUACUUGAUACAAAGGCAGUUUCUUCUAAUGGAAAUAAUUGUGUGGUCAUUAGCAAAAAAGUUUGUUUUUGAAUCACAUGCUUCGUCUUGGUUGAAAAAUUGAGAAUUGCAUUUGAUAAGCAGUGUAAAAGAAUCCAUUUCCUGUCUGCCCAACCAUUUCUGUCAUUUUCUUUUUUCUGUACUUUGUCCUGUAGCUGAAAUAUGUAGUCAGCAUCACCUGCUACAGGUAUCAUGAUAGUGAUAACAUCUGUUUCACAUCUUUCUUUGAUGCCUGAUGCUACACUUUUCCAACUAAUCGGUUGUAUAUAAUGCUAUAAAACGUGACAGUUUUUCACUUUGUUUGAAAUGUAUGUGCUCUGUAUGAUUAUAGUUUUUUCCUACUUUCAUGCCAAAAUAGUUUUUUUUGGUAGAAUUUAAAUAAAAGUGUGUCUGUUAUGAUGAUGUCUAAAAGAUAUUUAAGAGUUGGGCUGUAUACUUGUACUGCAACCAGUCUGCAUACUGAAACUGCUGUUCACUAUAUACUUGCUAGUUUUAUAAUGUUGGCACAUGAUGCACAUAAUGUGGAGGCAUGUGUGCAUUCAAAUAAGCGAGAGAAGCAAUGUCAGGUUUGCUUUUCCUGUAUUCUAGGUGUGGUUAUUGCACAGUCAUUUAUUCUUCCCCCACCCAGCUCCAAAGUUCUCUCACUUUUCAGAUUAUUGACCUGUACCUUGCUGGUAACAAUAUUAUUUAAGAAUCUGCCAGUGACAGAAGAGAAAUUGUUUUGUAGAUAUCGAAGUAGUUGUCUGUCAUCUUUGCUUUUGCCUAUUGUAUUUUUCACAUUGUUGGAUCCAUCUACAUGUACAAGUGAAUGUUUAGAUUUCUAGACAUUGCACUGUGUCAACAUUGUUGAAGCUAUAUAUAAGUGCUUGCUUGCUCGUGUGUCUGCUUGCUCAUACAUGUGUGUGUGUACGCGUGUGCAUGUGUUUGUUGGCUGGAUGAGAAAGAAAUGUGAGGAAGAGAAAGUAAUGGGCCCACAUAGAGAGCCUGUGUGUAUGCCUAUUUUGUAAGGACACACUAAAGGCAUAUUGUACACAGAAGUCUGCGCCAGUGUAAAGUUAACUGUUGUGUUGUAGGCUCAGUGGUUUCUUACGAAGUGAAAACUGCACUACUGGUCAGACAUUAAACUGUCACUGGAUAGAGAAUAAACUAGGCAACAUUUGCUGCUACCACCCGCCACAGGAAUUUUUACUAUUUAAAUAAGUACUACCACUACUACUUCGUAUUAAAUAUAAAGACAAUAUUUUAAGGGAAAAUAAAAGAUCUGUAUUUAAA